AUGGAGAUACUUAAACGGAUUGUUCGCAGAUAUGAUGUAAUCCUUAUACAAGAGAUUCGAGAUUCUACAGAGACUGCUAUACUUGAUCUAUUAGCCAUGAUCAACGAAGGGGCAUCUACGUAUUACUCUAUGGUACAGAGCGAAAGACUAGGUCGGACGAGUAGCAAGGAGCAAUAUGCCUAUUUAUACAGGAAUGACCUAUAUGUGACCGAUGAGUUCGUCUUUAAUGACCUAUCAGAUAUUUUUGAAAGAGAGCCGUAUAUUGUACGAUUUGAAGCUCCCGGAAAGCAUGUAACUGAUUUUACACUGGUAGGACUUCACACUAAGCCUACAGACGCCGUAGCUGAGCUUGACGGCCUCGUUCCUGUCAUUGCUCAAAUAAAGGAUCGAUUUUCAGAAAAUCCUACUGAAAACAUCAUGAUCCUCGGAGAUCUAAACGCUGAUUGUAGCUAUGUGACCAACACUGAGAAAGCUGCUCUUGCUUUACGUAAAACUCCAGAAUAUCAUUGGUUGAUAAACGAUGACGAUGACACUACAAUAAGCUUAACAACAUCAUGCGCAUACGAUAGGUUCAUAUUAACCAGCCCUGGGCUUUUUGAUUAUGGGAGGUCGACUUCGAUAUUCCACUUUGACCAGGAAUACGGUCUGACCAAUGAAUUCGCCUUGGAAGUCAGUGAUCACUACCCUAUUGAGAUUGAGUUCACACAAAAUUUGACCCCAAAAUUGACCCCAACUUUGACUCAAACCAAAACUAAACCAGAAGGCUACAUGAUUGGCUCGUUCAAUAUUCAAAUAUUCGGCGAUACAAAGGCAUCUAAAGCAGAUGUUAUGGAGGUUUUAUCAAAGAUAAUCCAGAGGUACGAUAUCAUAUUCAUCCAGGAGAUACGAGAUGUAUCCGGUGAUGCCAUACAAAAGUUACUGCGUUUGACAAACGAAGAAGGGCCUAGACAAUAUGGCGUGGUCGUCAGUGAGCGACUUGGAAGAUCGAACAGCAAAGAGCAAUAUGCUUACAUGUAUAGGUUAUACACAACAUCGGUGACAUAUGCUUACGUGUUUGACGACACUGAAGAUGUAUUUGAGAGGGAGCCAUAUAUCGUGGAAUUCUCUUCUCAAUCAGCAGCUGUUCCUAAGUUUGUGCUAGCUGGUAUACACGUGAAACCAUCAGAUGCUCUUGCUGAACUAGACGCCUUGGCCCAGGUCCACACGGACAUUACAAACCGCCUCAACACAGAUGAGGUUGUCUUCAUGGGUGACUUUAACGCUGAUUGUUCUUACCUGAAUGCUGGUGAGAGAGAUGCGUUAGUUCUAAAGUCCAAUGACUACUACUGGCCGAUUGGGGCUGAUGUUGAUACAACUGUGUCCAACUCAAACUGUGCAUAUGACAGGUUUAUCUUCGUAAGCAGCAGUGAAAUGAGAAUUGAUUUAAAGACGUGCUCGGCUAAGCCCUUUCUCUUUGACAAAGAGUAUAGCCUUUCAAGCGAACUAGCCUUGAAGGUCAGUGAUCACUACCCGAUUGAGAUCGAGUUCAAACAAAACUUGACCCCAAAAUUGACCCCAACGUUGACUAAAACCGAGACGAAUCCAAAAGGCUACAUGAUUGGCUCGUUCAAUAUUCGAAUAUUCGGCGAUACAAAGGCAUCUAAAGCAGACGUUAUGGAGGUUUUAUCAAAGAUAAUCCAGAGAUAUGACAUCAUAUUCAUCCAGGAGAUACGAGAUGCAACCGGCGAUGCAAUCGAGAAGUUACUGAGUUUAACAAACUCAGAAGGGCCCGAACAGUAUGCUUUGGUCGUCAGUGAGCGUCUAGGGAGAUCAAACAGCAAAGAACAUUAUGCGUAUAUGUAUAGGUUAUCCACAACAAAGGUGACAUAUGCCUACGUGUUUGACGACACUGAAGAUAUAUUUGAGAGGGAGCCAUAUAUCGUGGAAUUCUCUGCCGAAAACGCAGCCGUUUCUAAGUUUGUGUUAGCUGGUAUACACGUAAAACCAUCAGAUGCUCUUGCUGAACUGAACGCCCUGGCUCAAGUCAAAGCAGACAUUACAAACCGCCUUAACACAGAUGAGGUUGUCUUCAUGGGCGACUUUAACGCUGAUUGUAGCUACUUGAACGCUGGUGAGAGAGAUGCGUUAGUUCUAAAGUCCAGUGAUUACUACUGGCCGAUUGGGGCUGAUGUUGAUACAACUGUGUCCAAAUCAAACUGUGCAUAUGACAGGUUUAUCUUCGUAAGCAGCAGUGAAAUGAGAAUUAAUUUAAAGCCUGGCUCAGCUAAGCCCUUUCUCUUUGACCAGGAGUAUAGCCUCUCAAGCGAACUGGCCUUGAAGGUCAGUGAUCACUACCCGAUUGAGAUCGAGUUCACACAAAACUUGGCCCCAAACUUGGCCCCAACUUUGACUCAAACCGAGACUAAACCAGAAGGCUACAUGAUUGGCUCGUUCAAUAUUCAAAUAUUCGGUGAUACAAAGGCAUCUAAAGCAGAUGUUAUGGAGGUUUUAUCAAAGAUAAUCCAGAGAUAUGAUAUCAUAUUCAUCCAGGAGAUACGAGAUGCAACCGGCGAUGCAAUCGAGAAGUUACUGAGUUUAACAAACUCAGAAGGGCCCGAACAAUAUGCUGUGGUCGUCAGUGAGCGUCUAGGGAGAUCAAACAGCAAAGAACAAUAUGCUUAUAUGUAUAGGUUAUCCACAACAAAGGUGACAUAUGCCUACGUGUUUGACGACACUGAAGAUAUAUUUGAGAGGGAGCCAUAUAUCGUGGAAUUCUCUGCCGAAAACGCAGCCGUUCCUCAGUUUGUGCUAGCUGGUAUACACGUGAAACCAUCAGAUGCUCUUGCUGAACUGAACGCCCUGGCUCAAGUCAAAACAGACAUUAUAAACCGCCUUAACACAGAUGAGGUUGUUUUCAUGGGUGACUUUAACGCUGAUUGUUCCUACUUGAACGCUGGUGAGAGGGAUGCGUUAGUUUUAAAGUCCAGUGACUACUACUGGCCGAUUGGGGCUGAUGUUGAUACAACUGUGUCCAACUCAAACUGCGCAUAUGAUAGGUUCAUCUUCGUAAACAGCAGUGAAAUGAGAACUUAUUUAAAGGCGGGCUCAGCUAAGCCCUUUCUCUUUGACAAAGAGUAUAGCCUUUCACGCGAACUGGCUUUAGCUAUCAGCGAUCACUAUCCAAUAGAGAUGGAAAUGUAUCGGGAAGGCCAGGUCGUUGACCCCGUGCGUAGGAACGAAAACUUUGAAGACAUGAUAAUUUCUAAACUUUUGAAAUUAUUGUUCUGAAAUAGUAUUGUUUCUGUAUCCUACAAAGUAACUGAAUAAAGCUGAAAUAAUAGAUGUUACCCUUGUCAAUCUUCAUUUUGCUUGGGCUAGACGGCCAUUCACUUCGAUGUUGAACGCUUGCAAUAGUCAGUUAAUUUCAUGAUUUAUCAAAAAGUUAUGGUUCAAUUUGUCUAAAACUCGAAUGCCAUACUUUGUGAUGACCC
Molecule: messenger RNA, 3470 nt
Organism: Owenia fusiformis
Lineage: Eukaryota; Metazoa; Annelida; Polychaeta; Sabellida; Oweniidae
Source: the annotation of a GenBank genome assembly